UAUUCUGGAGCAGGUGGAAUAGACAGAGAAAUAGCGCAGCAAGCCCUGGCAGAAUGUCAGAGGGGCAAAGCAAGAGGCGAGUUGGCAUUGUGGGAUAUGGACAUUUAGGUCAAUACCUUGUGCGACGACUCCAGGAUAAUGGCCUUCAACAUGGCUUGGAGCUGGCCUUUGUUUGGAACCGGGAUGCCAACAAAUUGAAGGGGACGGUGCCAGUGGAGUUACAGUUGGGGAAGCUGACCGAUUUCCUGGAGCGCCGUGUUGACAUCAUUAUUGAAGUGGCUCAUCCCUGCAUUGCUCAGGCCCAUGGGGAGUCUUUUCUCAAAGCUGCAGAUUUCAUGGUGGGGUCACCAACGGCCUUGGCGGAUUUAGAGACAGAGUUGAAAUUGCGCGAAGCAGCAAGGCAAUCUGGGCACACUCUGUAUAUUCCCAGCGGAGCUCUAUGGGGUGGGCAAGACAUCCAGAGGAUGGAUGAUGGAGGGAUGCUUCAGGCAUUGACAGUCACCAUGGUGAAACACCCCAACAGCUUUCGUCUGGGCGGGCACCUAGGAGAGCUUGCACAGGGCGCCCAGCAGAAGCGCACAGUGUUGUACGAUGGCCCUGUACGAAGACUGUGUCCCCUAGCCCCAAACAAUGUCAACACCAUGGCAGCAGCCUGUAUGGCUGCCCCCAGUCUGGGCUUUGACGGGGUGAAAGGGUGCCUCAUAGCUGACCCCGACCUUCCUGACUACCAUGUGGUGGAGACAGAGGCAACUGGACCAGGUGGCUUCUCUGUCCGCACCAGGCGCAAGAACCCAGCUGCCUGCGGGGCAGUCACAGGGGCAGCCACCUUUACUGCUUUCUGGAGCAGCCUGUUGGUAUGCCAAGGCCAUGGAGGGCGAGUCUAUCUCUGCUGAGUCUUGGUGUAUCCAUCUCAAGAAACUACGCAGAAGAUGCCUGUUGGUGCCGGAGAUACAGUUAUGUAGGGAUGGGGGAAAAGGAGGGAAGGAGAUUCCACCCCCCCCCCAUUUCUUGCUAUCAGCUUUUGGUCUAUCAGUUCUAGAAGAACUGAUAGGUACCCCUCCCAUCUGUAUCCUUAAAAGAUUGCUCCCCAUUUCCCCACCUCGGUUCUCAUUGCAUCUAGCCAGCUAAUUUCUUUCCCAACACCCAACCAUGUAAAUUGUUGGAAAUAGCAAUGUCUGGUGUACUGCAGCAGCAAGAAGGAAGAGGUGCCUUCUAUGCAGGGGGCAGCAAGGAUCACUUAAGUUAGGACAGUGAGAGCAGCACCUCUCUUGUUUCCUGGGGUCAUUUCCUUGUCUUGUCUCCUAUUGGGCUAAACAGGGCAAUAUCCUGCUUCUUCUCUCUCCUGCCUUAUUCACUCUCUCUGCAAGAUGUAGUCAGAUAGCAAGAACCCUAUCUCUGUCUCUCCUCUUCACUAUCAAGUAUGUAUUUCCUCAAAUAAACUUUUUGCCUCUUUAAUCA
Molecule: messenger RNA, 1458 nt
Organism: Eublepharis macularius
Lineage: Eukaryota; Metazoa; Chordata; Lepidosauria; Squamata; Eublepharidae
Gene: ASPDH
Product: aspartate dehydrogenase domain containing
Exons: 8
Coding region: 54-893 (279 amino acids)
Biological process (GO): NAD+ biosynthetic process
Molecular function (GO): NADP binding; L-aspartate dehydrogenase [NAD(P)+] activity
Source: RefSeq, a predicted model, not a curated record